CUCAUCUCAUGUCUCCACUCGCUUGAUAUACGACACUGGGGAUUCGUGCAGAAAUAGGCAACAGCGUAGUUGUCGCCAUUUAUAUGCAUCUUCUCUGUUAAUGUCGGUGUAAAUUUAAUUUAUAGUCACUUCAAACCUGUAAGCGUCUGUGUAGUUAAGUUCCUUGAACGGAAACAAAUCACUUGAGGACUUGUGAAGAAAGCGAAUAUCUGGGAGUGUAGCAUCUGCGGCUAUCUGACAAACCUCAUCAAAUCUGUUAGCCUGUCUUUAUUGAUUUGUAUUCCUGUUUUAGGCCUUUUUCCGGUAUCACCUGGCCUGAAAGCUGUGGUCGUUUUUAUUAAAUACUUCAACAUUGACCAUAUCAUCCAAGGAAACCAAUUUUUCACGGGCUUUCGAGGCCACGGAACUACACUUUCAGCUUCUCACUCGCGAGUCGGCUAAAGUAAAAUUGAACAGUUAUUUUUAUAUUUUGGUAAGUUUGUGGACUUUUAACGCUCUACCCGAGAGCUAGAGUCCGAAACCGACCCACAUCGCUUGAGUAUUUAUCGUUUCCUUCUCGUCUGAGGAUUCUCCACCUUUGUGUUGAAAAAACGAGGUAGCGACGGUUAGCUGCUUCCGGCGAGGUGGUGACACCGCUUACAUCAGGAUAAACUAAACUCUCUGCCUCCUGCCCUUGAGGUGUGAGUGAGCCAGAAUUCUUUUUUUUGUUGUUUUUUUUGUGGCAGUUCAGGACAGGGCUGUCAGUUUUCAGUCAGCUAUGUCAGAAGAAGGAAAACAGACUGCUGCUCCCACCCCUGCGUCCACAAUGGAUGCAAAGUCUGAGUCUACAGCCUCACCACCUACCGGCCAGGGGGUUUCCUCAGUGUCUCCCCCAGUGUCCACUGUAACACAGCCUGCUCCACCGGCAACUGAGGAUGAGGAGGAGGAAAGCGAAGAUGAAUCAGAGAUUCUGGAAGAAAGCCCCUGUGGGCGCUGGCAGAAACGGAGAGAAGAGGUAAACCAGCGUAACGUACCGGGUAUCGACAAUGCUUAUCUCGCCAUGGAUACAGAGGAGGGUGUGGAGGUGGUGUGGAAUGAGGUCAUGUUUUCUGAGCGGAAGAACUUCAAACUACAGGAGGAAAAAGUGAAAGCAGUAUUUGAUAACUUAAUUCAGCUGGAGCAUGUGAAUAUAGUGAAGUUUCACAAGUACUGGGCAGAUGUGAAGGAGAACAGAGCCAGGGUUAUUUUCAUCACAGAGUAUAUGUCUUCUGGGAGCCUGAAGCAGUUUCUAAAAAAGACAAAGAAGAAUCAUAAGACCAUGAAUGAAAAGGCAUGGAAACGCUGGUGCACUCAAAUAUUAUCUGCCUUAAGCUAUCUGCAUUCAUGUGAACCUCCUAUUAUCCACGGGAACCUGACCUGUGACACCAUCUUCAUACAGCACAAUGGACUCAUAAAGAUUGGCUCAGUUGCUCCAGACACCAUUAAUAACCAUGUCAAAACAUGUCGGGAGGAACAGAAGAGUUUGCACUUCUUUGCUCCAGAGUAUGGAGCUGUUGCCACUGUCACUACAGCCGUGGACAUCUAUUCUUUUGGAAUGUGCGCCUUAGAGAUGGCUGUGCUGGAAAUCCAAAGUAAUGGAGAGUCAUCAUAUGUGUCACAAGAAGCCAUUAAUAGUGCCAUCCAGUCUCUGGAGGACCCACUUCAGAGAGAGUUUAUUCAGAAGUGUCUGGAGGUGGAUCCCAGUAAGAGGCCCACAGCCAGAGAACUGCUUUUCCACCAAGCUCUGUUUGAAGUGCCUCUCUUAAAACUCCUGGCUGCACACUGCAUCGUCAGUCACCAGCACAUGAUCCCUGAAAAUGCUUUAGAGGAAAUGACCAAGAACAUGGACCCUAACCAGGUGAUCAUGGAAAGGAAAGAGGUCCAGCUAAAACUCUCACAGUUUCCGGCCUUGGAGCUUGACAAGUUUCUUGAAGAUGUGAGGAAUGGAAUCUAUCCGCUGACUGCCUUUGGCAUGGCCUGCCCACAGCAGCCUCAGCAAGAGACUGUCAAGUCCCCCAUUGUGCCACCCUCUGUCAAGACACCUACGCCCGAGCCUGCAGAACUGGAGACCAGGAAGGUUGUACAAAUGCAGUGCAAUAUCGAGCCUGUGGAGGAAGGAGCAAAGCAUCAUCUGACCUUACUGCUAAAACUGGAAGAUAAGCUAAACCGACAUUUGAGUUGUGAUUUGGCACCAAAUGAGAAUGUACAGGAGUUGGCCGUGGAACUGGUCCAGCUUGGUUUCAUUAGCGAGGGGGAUCAGCCACGUCUCACGACCGUGCUGGAAGAGGCCUUCUCAAAAUUCUACAGCCGUAACGGUUCUUUGAAUCCUGUCACAGUUUCCUCGUAGCAGAGGGUGGAAUCUGCCAGCUCCUCUCCACCUACUUUAUCUUCAUAUGCGGGAUGGGACACUACUGCGAGCUUUGUGGGGAUGGAUCAAAAUGCCUUGAACUGAGCCUCAAUGAGAAAACGACCCCUGCACUCUGUUCUUCACACCACUUUAGGUGGUGGAAAGUAUUGGCUGAUGGUUCCCGUGUACAUUUAUUCUAUCAGUGUAGCCAUCUGCUUCUCUGUUUUAAAAGAAGGAAAAAAAAUACUCUGUUAUUAUUUAAGUCAGUAUUACAAGCUGUUUUUUUGAACAGUUUUGCUUAAUGUAUGUGUGGGAUCGGUUUCUUAUGGUUUGCACUUUAGUAAAUUGUUUUUGUUGUAUCUUUAGGCAUAUCAUGUGCAUAUUGCAUAUAUCAGUUUUCAUUUGGUUUCUGGUUCUCCCUUAAUCAUUCUUUGUCAGAGGAAUGGUUUACCAUUUUUUAAUGAGUUAUUUUCAAACUACCAAAUAGCGUAGUCUUUUCAAUUUCGUUGACUUUUAUCUACAAUGCAAGAUCUACGAAGACUGUGAAAGUAAAGGGGUUCUCAGAACACUGAAAAAAGCAAGGAGAUGAUUUAUCUAAAUGCGUAUAGGAUAUCUACUGUGGUGGCUGUUUUUUGUUUUUUCUUCUGUGAAUGUAUGCUGUAAGUUUUCAUUUGAAUGGUUUCUAAGAGAAGGGCACUUGAUUUGUCUUCUUUCCAUGUGUGUGACACAGUUAUGAGUUUCAGUAUAAAGAUAUUUUACAUCUACAAUGCACCAAACGUGUUAAUAUGUGCCUUCAACAAAGACACAAUCAGUUCAUGUUCAAAGGACCCAUAGAUAGAAAAACACAUUGUAUUAUUCUUUUUCAUUGUGCAGAUCCUGUAGUGCUUUUUGUAUAUAUAUAUAUAGCUAUCCAGCUCUCAGCUGGUUUGCAUGCUAAUAUACUGUUAUAAUUUUAUGGCACCUUUGCAGUUAUUAAAUCUACUGGGGUUUCUGGUGGUGUGUUUUUGGAUAGCAUCAUUUCAAUUCAAACAGAUUGGCUAGCAAUUUCUAUUUGCACUGUUUCAGAUCAGACAGCUUGGCUGUGUUCUUGUUACUUCAUUUAAUGUUGUCAGCAAUAAAUUUCAUAUUCACCUCAGUGGUAUAUCAACAUCAGUUACAAGCAGCUAAUUUGAAAGUGACGCAAUCAGCGUGGCAAUGAAAAAAGUCUAGUUUUCUUUGUACCAUUACAUUGUGAAGCUUGUUUCUUCCAGUUGUACUAUCCAAGAUGCUUAAUGCUUCUAAACAUUGGAAUAGAGAUGAUUCUUGGAAUACUCAAAAGCACAGCACAUCAAUGCAUUUUUGUUGUUAAUGCAAACCGGCAAAGACAAAUUAUAAGGAGUUUAAAAUGGACAAGUAUGAGUCAUUUUCUGUGGCUGUUUUGAAAGAAACAACAGGUUUUUGUUAAUCCCUAUAUUUCUUGGGAGGAUACUUUAAUGGCCAGAGCAGUCAGCUCAUCUUUGAGUGUCUAGUUUGUCUCAUGCAGAACAUUGAGAAACUCAUUACUGUUUUUGCAACUGUAAUCUUUUCAAAAUUGCACCCUUUCAUGAUAUAAAGAUAAGAUGGAGUCCUUC
This is a messenger RNA of Myxocyprinus asiaticus (Chinese sucker), 3975 nucleotides long. Its product is annotated as nuclear receptor-binding protein-like. The record is from RefSeq and is a predicted model, not a curated record. Lineage: Eukaryota; Metazoa; Chordata; Actinopteri; Cypriniformes; Catostomidae. The coding region runs from base 758 to 2365 and encodes 535 amino acids. Gene Ontology annotation, biological process: endoplasmic reticulum to Golgi vesicle-mediated transport; intracellular signal transduction; protein phosphorylation. Gene Ontology annotation, molecular function: protein kinase activity; ATP binding. Gene Ontology annotation, cellular component: endomembrane system; cytoplasm. The transcript is spliced from 18 exons.